Aspergillus heteromorphus CBS 117.55 is the source of this 2302-nucleotide messenger RNA. Its product is annotated as phosphatidyl synthase. The record is from RefSeq and is a predicted model, not a curated record. Gene Ontology annotation, biological process: glycerophospholipid biosynthetic process. Lineage: Eukaryota; Fungi; Ascomycota; Eurotiomycetes; Eurotiales; Aspergillaceae. Gene Ontology annotation, cellular component: mitochondrion. The transcript has a single exon. The coding region runs from base 383 to 1810 and encodes 475 amino acids.
AUACGCCCCUCCCCCCCCCCCCCUUCUGGUGGAGCCCGGUGACUGAAUGGCUGAAGUGGCUGCUCCGAAUGGCUGCACGCAGGGUAAACACGCUGGAGUCCUCUCGUCCGCUGGAACUUACCGCCACUGUCUGUGAAGAAAGCUUGUUAUAUAUGUGUCCAGCUUUGCCCACGGUUGUCUCAACUUUUUUCCUGACAUCCUCAACUAUUCUUCCAUCCUCAUCCAUCCUUUUUCCAACUCUCUCCGGAGACAAUUCUGCAGUUGACGCCGUCCUUGCCUGGUUGUCCUGCCCUAGAGUGAUAUCAUCCACUCGAUCCCUCCCUUCUACUUAUACCAACCUCUAUACCGGACCAAGCCAUCCUCUUUCACCCCUAUCACCACCAUGCCUCGCUUCGAAGACGCUGACCUCGCCGUCGAUGGUGCCCCUGCCACCGGCACUCUCUCCCCCCGGGAGCGUGGCAGCGCCGCCGGUUCUCUGCCCAUCCCCAACGAGAGCGGCAACACGGUCGAGAUCCCCGCCACCCGCAGCGCCAUCAGUGAUGCCGCUCAGUACAUGCACAACCUGAGCUUCGCUCCCUCCUCUCGGGACCGUCGUGCCUCCCGCAACUCCUUCGGCACCUCUCUCCCCAUCCCCAGAUCCCCCCGGGUUUCCCGUCUGUCGUCCGUUGUCACCGCGGAUGUCUCCCGCGACAUCCUGGCCUCUCAGGUCCAGGAUAUGUCCAAGGAGAAGGUCGCUGCCGCCAAGAACAUGGCCUUCGCCUUCGACAUUGACGGUGUCCUGGCCCACGGCAACCACGCCAUCCCUCAGGCCAAGGAGGCCCUGAAGAUGCUCAACGGUGACAACGAGCUCGGCAUCAAGAUCCCUUACAUCCUCCUGACCAACGGUGGUGGUAAGACCGAGGAGGCGCGCUGCCAGCAGCUGACCGAAGUCCUCGACUGCCCCAUCUCCACCGACCAGUUCAUCCAGUCUCACACCCCAAUGCAGGCGUUGGCGGAGUACUACGAGACCGUCCUUGUGCUUGGUGGUGAGGGCCAGAAGAUCCGCGAGGUCGCCGAGAACUACGGCUUCAAGAACGUCGUUCACCCCAAGGACAUCCUCGCCUGGGACCCCACUGUCUCCCCCUGGGCCACCCUCAGUGAGGAGGACCGCGCCCAGGCCAAGCCUCGCGACUUCUCCAAGAUCAAGUUCGACGCCAUCCUGGUCUUUGCCGACUCCCGCGAUUACCAGACGGACAUGCAGCUCAUCCUCGAUCUGCUUCUGGCUGAGGACGGCAAGCUUCUGACCCGUGCCAAGGACCCCGUGGCCACCCGUAUCCCCGUCUACUUCUCCCAGGGUGACUUGAUCAUGCCCACAGACCACCGCGGACCUCCCCGUCUGACCCAGGGUGCUUUCCGUAUCUCCAUCGAGGCUCAGUACAAGGCCCUCACCGGUGUCGACCUGGAGCGUGUCGUCUACGGCAAGCCCGAACGUGCCACCUACACCUACGCCGAUGAGGUGCUCAAGUCCUGGAUGGAGCAGCUCCACAACGAGAGCCGCCUGCCCAAGAACGUCUACAUGGUUGGUGACAACCCGGCCUCCGACAUCUGCGGUGGUAACAUGUACGGCUGGAACACCUGUCUGGUGCGCACCGGUGUGUUCCAGGGCGGCGACAACGACGACAACAACCCGGCCAACUUCGGUGUCUUCCCCAACGUGCUCGAGGCUGUCAAGACCGCCGUCCGCAAGGAGCUCGGCCAGGACUUCAAGUUCAAGUGGAACCCUAAGGUCAACCCCGUUCUCCACGGCGACAGCGCCUCGGCCAUCGAGUAAAUGCUCGACUUUCGCGGCGUGUCUUCUUUCCUUCUUCACCUCCCAAUUUCCCCAUUUCUUUGUUUACAUCUUGAUCGAUGUUAGACACUCUCAUCGCAUGUUACGGCUUACGGGUUUGGACUACUGAUAUCCAUCGUCGCUCCUGGACCAAAAAAAAAGCCAGAGAGCCGACUGAUUUUGUUUUGAAUAUUAUGUUUUAGACUGGGCUUUUCAUUUUCCUUUUGGCUGUUUUCUUUUCCCCUGCGGAGGAUGCACAUGCACAUGCAAUGCAAUGAAAUGCAGCGUCAAACAAAUCCUGUUUCUUACAUUUCCCACACACAUUACCAAUGAUGUCUCUUCCACUGGGUUGGUUAGAUGGAUUGGAUCGAUUUUUUUUAGACUUUUUUUGGUUUUCAAUCAACUGCCCUGCCGCGUUGCAGGUUAUCCUUUUUUCUCUAUCCAUUCACUACCUAUUCGCCAUUGGCAUGGCCAUCCGUUCUCAGUAAAAAAAAA